AUGAUAGAACAAGAACAAAACGAAACCUCAGAUGCAAUUGCCGAAAGAAAAAGAACAUCUCUGAUUGCUUCACUUGUUACUUCUCUUCAACCAGAUGAACAAAUCGAAGCAAAUAAAAGUGAAGAAGAGAAGAAAGGUCUUUCACGACGUGAACUAAUCGAUGAAAUGCUUCUGUUUUUGGUUGCUGGAUUUGAAACAUCGUCUACAGCUCUCGCUUGGCUUAUUCAUCUGAUGAGUAAACAUCCACGAGUGCAGCAGAAAAUUAAAGCAGAACUAAUCGGUGAUAAUGAGAAACAAGACUUGUCACUGGAUCGUCUCGAUUCAUUAGUUUAUUUGGAUUGUGUUAUCAAAGAAGUACUUCGUUUUUGUCCACCCGCUGAUGGUACGAAUCGUACAUUAACUGCCGAUGAUCGUCUGCCCAUUACUGGUGCACAAUUGUAUAAAGGUGAUAUAGUCGGCAUUCCGAUCGUUAAUCUUGCACGUGACAAUCGAUAUUGGUCAAUCGAUCCAAAUCUCUUUUAUCCAGAGAGAUUUCUUGGCGAAGAUAAAGAUCAUCAUCCAUAUGCAUUGAUUCCAUUUGGUGGUGGUCAUCGACAGUGUGCUGGACAAGAUUUGGCUCGAUUUGAAUUGAAAGUGAUUACAGCAAGACUUAUGCAACAUGUGACAUUUGGUGAUGGUGGUCCUGAAAUUAACGCAGGUGGAUAUGUGCAUAAGCUCACCAUUCUACCGAAACAUGUCGGAGUUAUUAUUGAAUUCGAUCAACUAAGCUCAAUUUUAUAG
This is a messenger RNA of Rotaria sordida, 780 nucleotides long. NCBI's taxonomy places the organism in Eukaryota, Metazoa, Rotifera, Eurotatoria, Philodinida, Philodinidae. The record is from the annotation of a GenBank genome assembly.